Messenger RNA from Mytilus trossulus (common blue mussel), 4579 nucleotides. RefSeq names its product guanylate cyclase soluble subunit alpha-1-like. The record is from RefSeq and is a predicted model, not a curated record. Gene Ontology annotation, cellular component: guanylate cyclase complex, soluble. Gene Ontology annotation, biological process: response to oxygen levels; cGMP biosynthetic process. The transcript is spliced from 10 exons. Gene Ontology annotation, molecular function: guanylate cyclase activity; heme binding. Lineage: Eukaryota; Metazoa; Mollusca; Bivalvia; Mytilida; Mytilidae. The coding region runs from base 760 to 2937 and encodes 725 amino acids.
UACAAUACAGACAUAAUCCGACCUAAACACCCAAUAAAUGCAUUCAGUUCGCUGACACCUGCAUGGUCUUUUGUUGUUCAGCAUCGGAGAGAUUACGUUUGCUACUAUAAACUCUCGUUUAUCAAAAUCAACGAUCAAUGUCCGUUAACAACAAUUACUAUCAACAAAACGUAGGGAAUUUAUUGUAACACACUAUUUAAUUAUAUAGUCUGUGGUAUUUAUGAUCAGAGAAAGUCUUCGGACGUAAAUCCACUAAAAUACCUACAUGACAGAUAAACAAUUUAAAAGUUACCGCUAUAUCGGCGAAUUUUAAACAUUAAUUCGGGAGAAUAUAUUAAAACACGAUGUUAAAUUUGCCAUAAAUUUUAAUGCGUUUAGAAGUAGUAGUAAAGAAAAAAGUUUGGAUAUUAUGAAUGUAAAAUUACGAUCUAAUUUGAGAAAAAAAGUGUUUGAUGGACAGUAAUAUUAAUACUGAUUAUCUGAAUGAGAGAUGUAAAGCUUCUGUGAUUUGUUUAUAUAUUGAAGAAACACGUGUCUUGGUAUUUAUAAUCCAUUUGGCCAUACCAGUUGAUAAUUGUUUAUAGAGUUUAAACACAGGAGAUACCUAUAAUUAUCAUUGUGUAUUGAAGGCUAGAAGGUGUAUCUGCAUUAAAUACCAUUACGGAUUUACAUUAACUGUGAUCUCAAGAAAUCAUUGAUGGACGAAAAUGAUCGCUAUUGAUUGUUUUGAUCAACAAAAAUAGUUGAAUCGUAAUCAAAAUGAGUUGUCCAUUUCAAACUGCGGUGAAAAAUGAAAUUGAUUCUAUCAAAAAACAAUCACCGAGUUCCAAAGGAUGUAAUGGUACAGAAGACUGUAACAAACACAAUAGAACCAAGGAUAAAAUACCUCAAACUAAUGGAACAUUAUCUGGUAGGGAUAAUUCUCCAUCAAAUAAAACUAGAAAGGAGAGCGGACUAUCUCUGUGUUCUCAGGCCUCAUCAGAUGAACUUGACGGAGAAGAUGAGAAGAAACUAGGACUCGUGGGAUUGAUAGAAAGUGUAGGGACACUGUUACUGCCUUCGGCUGGUUUUAUCUAUAGGGCAUACUCUAAUCUGUUAUGUAGGAAAGGUCAAGAUGCGUUAAAUGUCGCAAGACAAGCAUGUGACAUAGAUGAAGUAACUUUCAGCACGGCAUUUAUUGAUACAGAGUUACGACACAACCCUGUCGACGAGGAAUCCAUCUUAAAACUCGCACACGCUGCUUCAAAUCUUCUCCAAACGGACCUAUCAACAUGUCUAAAUCAGUUGGGUCGGGAAUAUGUAAAGUUAUGUCUGGCAGAAUACGGCAAAGCUCUUGGCAUGAUGGGCAGUAACAUGGUGGAAUUCUUCAGUAACUUAGACGGAUUACAUGAGGAAAUAUGUAAAGCCCCACAAUUUAAGAAUCAAACUCCACCUUCGUUUCGAUGUGAAAAUAAGUUGGACAAUGUUGAUAUGCAUUUUUAUUCUGACAAGCGUCGUCUGUUAUCUUAUUAUGCAGGAAUAGUUCAAGAAAUUGCUGAAUUUUUAUGUCAAGUGCAGAUUGACAUAGUUAUACAGCCAAGCGAAUCGCCUUCCGGAAUUCAUCAUGUCUUUCAUAUAAAUUCUUCACAACAACGCAACAGUAACAAUAACUGCACGAUAUGUGUUCAUCAAUCCACAUAUUCGAGCAAACCGUCCGAUUUAAAGAUUGGGAUAUCCACUUUUUGUGAGGCGUGCCCUUUUCAUGUGAUAAUAGACAGAAAUCUAAAAAUAGUACAACUUGGAAAAUCUCUCAUGAAAGUCAUAGCCUCUGACAUUCAAACAAAAGGUUUGAACUUUGAAACCUACUUCAGCAUUACUCGUCCUAAGCUCGACCAAAUAACAUUCUCAGCACUACUUUCAAGGGUGAAUUUCUCAUUUGUAUUGGAGAGUAAAUGCGGAUCAAAGUUACAACAGCAUAUGCAAUUGAAAGGACAAAUGAUAUACCUCCAAGAAUCAGACAGUAUCUUAUUUCUUGGUUCUCCCAGCAUUGAGAAAAUAGACGAACUAAUAGCACGUGGUCUUUAUAUAUCUGAUCUUCCAAUUCAUGAUGCCACGAGGGAUCUCAUCCUUGUCGGUGAACAGACAAAAGCACAGGAUGGAUUGAAGAAACGAAUGGAACAAAUGAAGAGAAGCAUUAUAGAAGGAACUGAAGCUGUAGAGGCAGAGAAAAAGAAAAACGUCGAACUCUUACACAUGAUAUUUCCUGAAAAACUUGCUUCUAGGCUGUGGAGAGGUGAAACGAUAGAACCGAUGAAGAUCGAUGAAGUGACGAUGUUAUUCAGCGAUAUCGUUGGUUUUACUGCUAUUUGUUCUUCCUGUACUCCUCUCACCGUGAUCAAUAUGCUGAAUUCACUAUACACACAGUUUGACCAUUUCUGUGGAGAUCUGGACGUUUACAAGGUAGAAACAAUCGGAGACGCUUAUUGUGUUGCUGGCGGGCUACACCGUCCUUCCAAAUUCCACGCCCAGCAAAUAGCCUGGAUGGCAAUACGAAUGAUGGACACGGCCGGUAAAGAAAAGUCGCAUGAUGGGAAUACGAUUAGGAUGCGGAUUGGAUUACACAGUGGGUCGGUAUUGGCAGGAAUUGUUGGUGUACGCAUGCCCAGAUAUUGUUUGUUUGGAAACAAUGUGACACUAGCAAACAAAUUUGAAUCCGGAAGUGAAGCAACCAGAAUUAAUAUUAGUCCUACUACAUACAGCUACAUAGAAAAUGUUGAUGGGUUCAAGUUCACUCCAAGGUCACGAGAAGACUUACCUGUUGGAUUCCCGGAAGAUGUUCCCGGAAUCUGUUACUUCCUCGAUGGGUACACAUAUCCUGGAGCAUCAAAGGACAAAGAUGUUGACCAUAUCACACUGGCGUUAAAAACAUUGCCAAUUUGUAAUGAAACAAAAACGUAGAUUUAUAAAUAGAAAUUAUGCAAUAGUCAACGGGUAAAAGUUUGAAUACAAUGUCGUGGAAUAUGAAUGAUUGUUGCUGACCCGACAAUGCGUAUAGUGAUAUUCAAUUAAAUAGUAUGAAUGAUUUAUUUAUAAUAAAAACAUGGUUUACAAAAGUACUGUUUGUUAGAAAUUGUAUGAAAACAAUAUUAAACAUCAAAAUACUCCUGCCGUAGCUUCAAGUUAUUGGCUUCAAUAAGCAGGGAAAAACUAUGAUUAACAUUGAAACCAUUUACAAUUAAACGUUUGAAUAAGAUCCCCACGAACAGAUGAUACCAGAAACGUUUUAUACUCCUAAAAUACUUAUAUGGGAUGAAAUGUGAAUAUAUGAAUUUUCUUUUCUUUUGUUUUAAUUUAGUUUAUUGUGUGAUAAAUAUUUUGCAUUAUUUUUAUAUUAUUUAUUAUCUAAGAUAUGAUAUUAUAGUUUAUAGAUUAAAAUAUGAAUAUAGUUUAUAAAUCAUGUUAUAUUUAUUGUAGUCUUUAUUUAAGCUACUUAGUUUAUAUUUGUGUUUGCAUAUUUUGUAAGUUGUGAAAGAACAGUCGACAAUCAUAUAUGUAUACAAUUUAAAUAUAUGACACUUCUAAAAGCAUAUAAUAUAUUAGUAUUUAUAAACAUUGUACAAUAUAUAGUUUGGUUCUCCUUUGCCAAAAAUCAUUGUUAUAUACACUGUGAAUAACUUUCAUACAUGAUUAUAAUUUGCUCGCCAGUCAAAUUAUGUGGCAAAAUCUGCGAGUUUGUUUUCCAUUAGCAUAAGUAAUGGAAAUCUCUAUAUGUAGUGUACAGCUCGUGUUACACUCAGUAAUAAUAAUGUAUUGUGUGUUGAAAUAAUGGCAAUUAAAUUAAGAGAAAAUAAAAAAUAAUAAUGUAACUUCAUUUUGACGUAUUUAACUUUGUAAAAAUAAACUACUUUUGAAUAUUUUAUAAAAGAACGUUUUAAAUACUCAACCUUCUCACUAAGUUCACUUUUGAUUUGUUUUACUUUUGUAGGCAUCCUGUCCUGAAUUCUGUAGGGUCCAUUCAAUAACCUCUGUGUUUUAUGUUUAACGUGAUUUGCAUCUUCCUUAAUGGAUUUAUGAGAUUUGAACAAUGGUUAACUACUGUUAUCUCAAAACUACUGUUGGCUUUAAACUUCUAUCACCUCUAACCUAAUGUUGAAUUUAAUUUGAAUUUUUAAUGUAUUUUGUGAUAUUUAGGUAAUGUCCAUACAUCCUAAUAGUUUCAGGCUUGGAAGCCAAUUUUACACAAGCCAGUUUAUUAGUUGUUUUGGGGGGAGUUUUUAUUAAUCUUUAUGAUUUCUAUUCCAGGUAGUGUUCAAUUAAAUCAUAACGAAAGAAUUAUCUUUUUACUGUUGAAUUUUUCUUCUAAACAGUCUACCAAAAAGUCCUUAUACAACUAAAAUAUCGGAAGAAGGGAAAAGCCAUAACCUCAAUUGUACAAGUUGAUAUUUAUCAAAGCUUAUUACAUGUUCAUUUCCAGUUUGCAACACUGAAUAUAAAUUAUACAAGAAUUUGAUUUCAAAAUUGAUAACCUUUAAAUGGUGUAACAUGAAAUUUUAGGUACAAUGUAAAUUUAUAUAUUUUUCUUUUCUGACCAUUAUUACAU